Messenger RNA from Lemur catta (Ring-tailed lemur), 2086 nucleotides. It is a transcript of the gene C10H9orf152, whose product is annotated as chromosome 10 C9orf152 homolog. The transcript is spliced from 2 exons. The record is from RefSeq and is a predicted model, not a curated record. Lineage: Eukaryota; Metazoa; Chordata; Mammalia; Primates; Lemuridae. The coding region runs from base 89 to 808 and encodes 239 amino acids.
GCAGCUCCCCCUUUCCACCCUCCUUUCUCCCAUCAUCUCCCCCCUGCCUGCCCCACCCGGCAGUGUUUGCUUUCCUCCCGGAUCCCGGAUGAAAGGGUUGCCCUGCCCAUGCCCUGCCCUGCCCCAUUUCUGGCAGCUGGGGCCUGGCUCCAUGGCUGAGGGCUCCAGGACACAGACCCCGGGGAAAGGGCCCCCUCUUAGCAUCCAGCUCCUGCGAGCCCAGUAUGAAGUCCUGAGGAGGCAGCAGAGGGCCCAGGCCCACCUCGUGGUGCUCCCGAAAGGAGGGAAUGUGCCUGCUUCUGCUGAACCCGUGGUCAGUGCUGUUUGGAUUAACAGAGAGAGGAGGCGCUCCCUGGCCCUGGAGGAGGCAGCUCCGGAGGCAGAGGGGACGGUGGAGGAGGAUGACCAACACUGUCUUCAGGCCCCUGAGUCUCCGUGGCACACACACCUGGAGAUGCAUUGUUUGGUCCAAACCUCACCCCAGGGAACCAGCCAUCAAGGGAAGCACAAAGGCAAGCUGGUGGGGUCUGACCAAAGGCUCCCUCUGGAAGGAGACACACACUUGUUUGAAGACAAUCAGAUAACUCAGCAAGGAACCAAAAUCCCAGAGGCAGCCCAGUGUCAAUGCCAAGUGGGCAGUACCCAAACAAAGGCAGUGGGAUCUGGCUUAAAAUUCAGCAUUCCCUAUCCUCCCUCCAUAAAGCAGCCACACAGGUCUGGCAAACCAGCUCACUAUCCAUUUCCCCAGAGGAAGACUCCCAGGAUCUCCCAAGCUGCCCGGAACCUGGGCUUAUAUGGCCCAGCCUGAAGCUUUCUACUCAGCCAGACGUCUCAGCCUUGAGGCCAUCUACGGCCUCAUCAAAGAACAGAGGAGGCAGAGCCAGAACUAGAGCCUCUAGCUAUGAGCAAGAACUGGACUAACCCAUUGCAGGCAUUGUGGGAAAUGAACUUUGCCGUGGAAACAUGGUCUUGCCCUUCAAAAAAGAAGAGAUUUCCCAGGCCAGAUUGCUCACAGUUUGGGGUGAAAGUGUACGAUCUGAUCAGUGCAGCCCCACUCUGCUGAUACGAGAAGAAGACAUUGCAGUGGAGCUCUGGAUGAACAUUCCUUGGGGAGGCCCAGCAAGACUUCUGCUCUGCCCCUGGAAUUCGAGAAUUUUGAAACAUAAAGCAGAGACUCUAGUGGACAGAAUGCCUUAGCAAUGCCCAUGGAUCGAUGAGUGACUUGUAUCCAGUAUCUUCUGAUGAUGUCUCACAUAUUCUGGAGAAGAUGAGCUCUGAGAAUUCAGAAUGUGGUUCUCGUUGGUGUGCCUGGGGGCCAUCCCACUUAAAAGCCACUACAUUUAUUGGUAGUGACCACACGAGUUCAGCUUGAGCUUCUCAAAGUAUGGCCACCCUGAGUAAAGAGGGUCAGAUCAAUGUCACCUGCCAUUCGAGUCUUCAAGGGGUCUUUAGGAAGGGUUGAUCAUCUAUCACCGCUCACUGAGACUGCACCUUCCAGCCUCAUCACAGAUUUCCUCCCUCCCUUCUUUCCUUACACCUUUCUUCCUUCUCUUUCUCUCUCCAAAUUAACUUCUUAUUAAAAACUCUCAAUUCUGAUGCUUUGGGAGUGAUGAAUAAAAUAAGAAAAACAAUCCUUCCAAUCAUUGAAGAUAUAUAGUGACGGGAGCUUGAGCAAAAAGAGACAAAUGUUCCUGCUUGGAAAAUAUGUGUUCCCCAUCAACUGCCCCCUUUCCAGCCUAUCUUGAAUCACUCAGAUCCUUCCUGAGAUCAAAUAUACAUUUCUAAACCCAAGACAAAGUGAAGGAGGUGUUACUUGGGUGAUGGGGAAGAAAGCUUGUCUCUCCCGGUUAAUGUUUAACUUUAGUGCUGAUAUUUAAACAUACCUAAGGUGCUUUUCCCUUUUAUCACAUUCUCUCUCUGUGAAGUUUUAUCCACAUUUUUCUUUUUUCCCCAAGGCAAUCCAGUCUUGCCCACUCACAUCCAGAGUUGUUAACUAGGAGUGUCAUUCGUUGUCAAAACUAUACAGGUGCCUGCUUCUUGGACUACCCAGAAAUUCACUCCAAUGUGAGAAUUCAUUGUGAUUCCU